AUGGGGAAUAUCUCAGCUAAAUACAAGAACUUCAUCUCCCAAAGUAUUCUGAUCUCUUCAGGACCUCCUGCUGUCUACCAGCUGAAACCAGAAAAAAAGAAAACUGAUUAUCUGACCAGACUGACUGUUGGUGAAAGAAAUCCAAACAAGAUAAAUAAAACCAUCUUACUUGUGGGUGAAACAGGAACAGGAAAAUCUACUCUGAUCAACUCUCUGCUCAACUACAGCAUAGGAGUGAAGUUUGAGGAUGAGGUCUGGUUUCAGAUCGUGGAGGAUGAGAAGAGAAAGCAGACAGAAAGUCAGACAUCAGAUGUGAUCGUGUAUGAGAUCUUUGGGUUUGAAGAUGAAACUCUGCCCUACUCUCUGACCAUCAUCGAUACUCCUGGAUAUGGAGACACCAGAGGCACUGAUAAAGAUGACAUCGUCAUAAAGAGGUUAUUUGACUUGUUUCGAUCAGAUGAUGGAGUUCGUGAGGUUACUGCAGUGGGUCUGGUGAUAAAGGCGAGUGAGAAUCGAGUGAGUGACCGACUGAGGUACAUCUUCAAUUCAGUGAUGUCUCUGUUUGGAAACGAUGUGGAGAAAAACAUUGUAGCUCUCAUCACACACUCAGACGGAGUAACACCUAAAAAUGCUCUCCAAGCUCUUGAAGAUGCUGGUAUUAAAUGUGCCAGAAAUGAGAAGAAUCAACCAACUCACUUCCUGUUUAAUAGCCUACAGAAAGAACAGAGAACAGAAGAAAAUGAGAUGAGUUUGGAGUUUGCAUGGAAAGUAUCAAAGAGGGGAAUGAGUCAAUUCACUGCCUUUGUAACAAUAACUGCACCUCAAAACACAAAGAAAACAGUUGAAGUCAUGAAUUCACGCAUCAGACUGAAGGCCUGCAUCGAAAACCUGAAAGACAGAAUUAAGACCACUGAACAGAAACAGGAAGAAAUCAAACAGAUUCAAGAAGCUCUGAAGAAAAAUGAAGAAGAGAUGAAGAAGAAUAAGAACUUCAAAAUAAAAGUUAAUGAGGUCUACAAAGAUAAAGAAGAUUUCACAGGUCAGAGGUGGUGGUUCUUUGGGUGGUUCUAUGUAGCAGCUGUUAACUGUACACACUGUGAAGAAACCUGUCACUAUCCUAAAGACUGCACAUGGGCCAAUAAUCCUGAAAGCUGUGCGGUCAUGAAAGAUGGCUGCUGUACCGUUUGUACCAACAAGUGUCCUGUAUCAGAUCAUGUGAAAGAAGAGUGGAUCUAUGUGACCAAAACAAGGAGCGUUGAGAAGACUUUGAAUCAUCUGAAAGAGAAGUUUGAGAAGAAUAAAUCAGAAAAGAAGAAGCAGUUACUGGAUGAGUCCUACCAAUAUGUCCUCAAACUGGAGCAGAUCGCCCUGAAAGCUGAUUCAGCAUCCACUCUUGACCACCUGGACUUCCUGAUUGAGAAGAUGAAGGAGGAAGGAGACAGAGAGAAGGUCCAGAAGCUGGAGGAGAAGAGAAGCAGAGUGGAUGAAGGAACCAGAUUAGCUCAGUGGUACAAGUUUGGUAAACUGUUUAAGUGA
Molecule: messenger RNA, 1536 nt
Organism: Archocentrus centrarchus (flier cichlid)
Lineage: Eukaryota; Metazoa; Chordata; Actinopteri; Cichliformes; Cichlidae
Exons: 3
Coding region: 1-1536 (511 amino acids)
Molecular function (GO): GTP binding
Source: RefSeq, a predicted model, not a curated record